Molecule: messenger RNA, 783 nt
Organism: Leptonychotes weddellii (Weddell seal)
Lineage: Eukaryota; Metazoa; Chordata; Mammalia; Carnivora; Phocidae
Gene: CCDC169
Product: coiled-coil domain containing 169
Source: RefSeq, a predicted model, not a curated record
UCCGACAGUACGGAGGAAGGAAGAGGCGACAACUUCGACGGCGUGAGCACCGACCGCCUGAAAAUGGAGUCACUGGAGGAAAUCCAUUUGAAGGAUAUAGUGCAACUAUCAAUGCUUGAAAUAAGAUGCAAGAUAGCGGAACUGGAAGCCAAACUCAAUUCUGAUGAUGAAGGUGGUGAAUGGAAAAUUCAUUAUGAGACACAACUUGAACUGAAUGAUCAACUAGAAAAGCAAGUUGUUUCUCUAGAAGAGAAAAUGGAAAAAAUCCGUGGAAAUCCUUCAGAUGGAUUGUCUUCUAUCUGUGUCUAUGAACAAAUGCCAGUGGAAUACUUAAAUACAUUACUUAAACAGCUAGGAAAAGAGAAAAGAAGCCUUGAAAAUCAAGUGAAAGACUGUGCACUGAGACUGGAACAAGAAUCAAAGGCUUACCACAAGACCAACAAUGAGCGCCGUAGAUACCUAGCUGAAAUGUCUCAGGUCUCUGACUCAUACCAAGUUUCUAAAAGGCAACAACAGAUGGAUCAACUGCCUAGAAUGAAAGAGAAGCUAGUGAAACUGGGAAGAUAUAAUCCAGUUAAUCGGAAGACAAUGAAUGCCAAGAGAGGACCAGUAAAAAAGAUUACGAGAUCAAACCAUCUUCCAAAACUCAAUCUAUAAUUCUAGAACUGGGUGGAUUUCUAUUUCUUCCCUCUUUUCAUCUAUAAUAUUCAACUUGUGAAGUUAAUGUUGAACACAUUUUUCAGGGAAUGAAAUAGACAAAAAGAGCUAUCAAACUUCUCUUUA